UCUCGUCCAAUCACCGUUCGCCCAAUGGUAACGGCCAAGUUUUGAACUCAGGGCAGUUUCUGCAAUUUCUUUUCUUUAUUUUGUCUUCUUCAGUGCUCGGCUCUCUUCCGAUUCGUAGUAAUGGACGAAAAACUGAAGCAUCAACUCGCCACAAAUGGCCUGAAAUACAAACUAUCACUGCGUCGGAUUAUUCAAAAGUACUCCAACCUGCCUUAUCAAGACAUGGCGAUAGAAGUGGACCUCGAUAACACCAGUACAAAAGAUCUGAUGCACUACAUGACGCUGUCUAAAAAGCAGAUAAAGGCGAUGGAGUCAGAGAGCCUGUUGGAUUCAAGAGGGGACCUUUUACAGCUGCACAAUUCCUCCAGUACUUUACCGCUGGACCAAACGCAACAAGAUGGUGGACAUGAUGAUGCUGUUUCUUGCCAGAUGUCCUCAGAUGAUGAUGAUGAUGAUGAUGGAGUGUCAAACGUGCAUUCCCGCCAGAGUUCGCUCAACGGCAGACAAAGCGACUUCCCAGAGACCGAUGUCCUCCCUGAGGACCAGGACGAGGAGCUGGAGUUGAGCCUGAGAAGUCAAGGCAGCACUUUGUCCGAGCUCUACCCCAGCAUGAUCGAUCGAAUUGGACGGGCGCAGCACCGCUGGCACAUUUCCAAGAUGGCCAACGGUGUGCUCCGGAAGUACUGCAAGUGGCGACGACAGUCCGGCAGAGGAAGCCACAUCAACAGUGUCGUCACGAGCAACAGACAAACCACGCGGAAGAAAAAGAUAAAGAAUCCAGGAUCUGCUUUUACCAACCAACAAUACUCCUCUUUGAGGGAGCAAAGCGUUCUGGGCAUGGACCCGUCCGCUUUCCCGGAAUCUCCUAAAUUGAAACGGGUUGAACUAAACGAUACCUUCACUGUGGGAGAACAACCAUCAACCCCCAGAAGGUUUUCCGUCUCCGCUACCGGACGGAGGCCAUCUGUGUGCGCUCUCAGUCCUUCCCUGUUUUCUCAGUCCUCUGAGGCAUCCUUGGACAUGUUGCUAAGAUCCAGAAGGCUUAUGGGAGAGGAGCCAUCCCCGUGCUUCCUCAGUCCUUCGCAAUCUUUUGGUGCCUCUUCAGGAGUGUCUUUGGACCCGCCCUUAGGCUCCAGGAGGUUUUUUUUCCCUGUUGCGAAAGAUCAGCAGUCUUCAGGCAUGCCUAGUCCUCCACGGUCUUCCGAUCACUCUACGGGAUUGUCCAUUGACCUUUCCCCAGAUUCCGAGAGGCUCUCUUGCGCUGCUGCCAAAGAGCAGCCAUCCUUGUGGCUCCUCAGUCCUUCACGGUCGUCUGAUCCCACCUCGGAUCAGUCCCUGAGGUCCAAAGGGCUUUCUCGUGCUGCUGCUGGAGAGCAGCCAUCUUUGUCGGUCCUCAGUCCUUCAAAGUCUUCCAGUCCUUCCCCAGACCAGUCACUGAGAUCGAAAAGGCUUUUUAACGCUGCUACCAGAGAGCAGCCAUCCUUGUGGCUCUUCAGUCCUUCACGGUCGUCUGAUCCCACCUUGGACCAGUCCCUGAGGUCCAAAAGGCUUUGUAGUGCUGCUGCCGGAGAACAGCCAUCUUUGUCGAUCCUCAGUCCUUCAAAGUCUACCAGUCCUUCACAAUCUUCCAGUUCUUCCCCAGACCAGUCACUGAGAUUGAAAAGGCUUUUUACCUCUGCUGCCGUAGAGCAGCCAGUGUCUUGGGUUCUCAGUCCUUCACGGUCUUCUGGUCCCAACUCGGGCCAAUCCCCGAGGUCCAAAAGGCUUUGUAGUGCUGCUACCGGAGAGGUGCCGUCUUCAUUGUUCCUCAGUCCUUCAAAGUCUUCCAGUCCCUCUUCAGGCCAGACCCUCAGAGCUAAAAGGCUUUUUAACGCCGCUACCAGAGAGCAGCCAUCCUCGUGGGUUCUCAGUCCUUCGCGGCCUUCUGGUCCCUCCUCAGACCUGUCCCUGAGGUCUAAAAGGUUUGCCCUUGCUUCUGCCCAAGAACAGCAUCAAACAGCACCGUGGGUCCUCAGUCCAUCGCGGUCUGUCGGUCUUUCCUUGGACCUUUCACUGAGAUCUAAAAGGCUCGCUAUGUCUGCUGCCGAUGAGCAGCAGCAGUUGUGCUCGGAGGUCCCAAGUUCAUUACAGUCGUCCGGUCCCUCUUCUGACUUGUCUCAUAGGUCCAAAAGUCUUUUCUUCUCUGCAGGCGUUGCUGCUGAAAGCACCGAAUUUAAAGAGCGACCUGACAUUAAUGGUUCUCCUGUCAGGCGGAGUCCCUUAAAAGUGGGAAUGGUGAACUGGGAAGGCCUUCGAAGAUCUGAUCAGUCCUUCUCAAGAAGCCCAAACUCUGCUCAUGUCCUCGGUCACUCCAGGCCCUCCGCUUCCCCACUACGAAAGCUACUUAGGACCCAGGCACUUCACCCAAAGUCCUCCUUGGGCUCCCCUCAACGGACCCGCAAUAACCUUUGCCGGCAUUUCUCCUUUGACUCCUCCUUGACAACGGAAUGCGCCACAUACUCCAAAAAAGACCUGGACGACGAUUACAAAAAGCACUACCACAAGUUCGUGUGUCAGAGCAAACCCUCCAACGGGCUCCCCAGCCGGUGUCAUUCGUCCCAAACACUGGUGGCGCUGGCUUUGUCACCGCACCGCUUCGAGCUGAGGAAGCGUCACCGGGAGUUGGACCGGGAGAACUUGUCCCACUCCAAGCGCUGGAGCCCCUACUCUCCGGGUUCUAAGCGGCACACAAAAGAGAUGCUGAGACGCUGCCUCUGUCUGCCUGACGCCGAGGUUUCCCGGUGCGGUGACUUCAAGCAAAGUGAGUUUCGAGGUUACAGGGGUCGGCCAUCGCUGCAGGACUCCAUUCGGGCCCGUGGUUUGCCGGAGGAAUGCUUUCUUGGUAAAUAUCCUUGAAACAACAAUGCGGUCGGACAGAUGGGUUCAGUUUUUCAUGUUUUCAUCACUGAUUGGUUCUCGUCUUUAUUGCUAUUCAAGAGGACGUUCAGGAGAGGACAAUGAAGUCACAAGUUACUAAGGUAACUGAACUGUGUGUUUAAAGGGGAGGGUGGCGAUACUGGCUUGAGUCUAAACGUCCAGUCUGGCCUUCGACAAUCCAGUUUUUGCUUGUUUUGUGGUACCCCUACAGCGAACUUUUGCUCCUCCUCCUCCUUCUGACAUGAACAGAAAAUGAAAACAAUCUCCUGUGAGGACUCCUUAUCAGAAUAGAAGCUGUGGUUACCCGCCGUCUGUGUAAAGGUGUUUUAAUUCGAGUUGCAGUUUACAUGAAAAUAUUCUGUGUGUAUUGCCUGUAUUUUCACCAUUUUCAUGUGUUUGUAAUGUUAGUUCCAAUAAAACCUGACUAAAAAAGGCUA
Hippocampus zosterae (dwarf seahorse) is the source of this 3353-nucleotide messenger RNA. RefSeq lists its product as uncharacterized. The transcript has 7 exons. Lineage: Eukaryota; Metazoa; Chordata; Actinopteri; Syngnathiformes; Syngnathidae. The record is from RefSeq and is a predicted model, not a curated record. The coding region runs from base 121 to 2895 and encodes 924 amino acids.